AUGAAUGGGGCAUCAAAACUUUUUCGUCCAUCUUCAAGAAUUGAACGGCCGGCUAAACCGUUGGCGCGAUUGCGCAAACCACUGAUUCGAGUGAAUGCCGUUUAUCUGCAUGUUGAUUAUCAGAUUACAUGGUGCAAUAAGGGCCUCGAUCCUCCUGAUACAAAAAUUCAAGUUAUAUUAUGUCCAUCGCCUCAACGAGCAACAACUGAAACUGGCAUAUCUUGUGCUGCUCUUAAGUAUGAGGCGUCAGAAAACAUUAAGCUACUGGCCAAACCCCGGCCAAUACCAAAAACGGACGAUAAAAAGUGCUUUUCCGUGAAGCCAUUGUCGCUUACUUACAAGUCAUCACUUCGAUAUCUUCAACUCUCCAAGUCUUGA
Melanaphis sacchari is the source of this 378-nucleotide messenger RNA. RefSeq lists its product as uncharacterized. The record is from RefSeq and is a predicted model, not a curated record. The transcript has 2 exons. Lineage: Eukaryota; Metazoa; Arthropoda; Insecta; Hemiptera; Aphididae. Bases 1 to 378 code for a protein of 125 amino acids.